Molecule: messenger RNA, 771 nt
Organism: Eimeria tenella
Lineage: Eukaryota; Apicomplexa; Conoidasida; Eucoccidiorida; Eimeriidae
Exons: 4
Coding region: 1-771 (256 amino acids)
Source: RefSeq, a predicted model, not a curated record
AUGAUGCAAGUGGCCACGCGGACGCGCGUGGAAGUGACGACUCGUCAGCAGUCGUUGCAAAUACUGAAAAACACAGUUUCCCUGGGGGUUUCUUCGGUGCUGUACCUGCGGAAUAUCUUCGAAGAAGCAGCUUUCUCUUCCGUGUGGUUCGAAGGCCUGAAGCUGGUGCAGCUGCGGCCCGCAGACAAGAAAUCUGCAUUUAUUGUUGGGCUGCUGCGCACGGGCGUGAACGACGCGCUGCAGAAAGAAUGUUUGGAACAACUUCUCCUCGGAAUCCACGAAGAGAAGACAGACGCGCUGUUGGAGUCUUACCAGUUCACGUUUGGCUACGGCAGCCGGCAGCCGGACGUGUCCGUGGCUUUCAGCGGCAGCCACGCAGCAGCAGCAGCAGCAGCAGCAGCAGGUCGCGAGGUCCAGCCGGUCUCCAAGGCUGAAGCCAAGAGGCAAACUGAAGCGCUGCUGCAGUCCCUCUGCGCCAUUACGCAGCAGCUAGACCCCCUGCCCGACAACGCCUACGUCUCUCUCCGAGUAAGUCCACCACCCCACAAGCCCUGCAGCAGCAGCAGCAAACUCUGUGCUCCGCAGCUGCUCUUCAACGAGACGCAGAUCGACACCAAGCACCACUCCCUCGAGCUGUCUAUACAGUCCCUCGCGGACCCUCCUCAGAUCUUGCCGCCGCUGGAGGGCGGGCGAGCUGCUGGUGAGUUGAUAGCCCUUGCUGCUGCUGCUGCAGCAGCUGCAGCAGCAGCAGCAGCAGUGUCUCACCUCUGA